Molecule: messenger RNA, 2304 nt
Organism: Ramularia collo-cygni
Lineage: Eukaryota; Fungi; Ascomycota; Dothideomycetes; Mycosphaerellales; Mycosphaerellaceae
Product: related to lanosterol synthase
Exons: 4
Coding region: 1-2304 (767 amino acids)
Biological process (GO): ergosterol biosynthetic process; triterpenoid biosynthetic process
Cellular component (GO): lipid droplet
Molecular function (GO): lanosterol synthase activity
Source: RefSeq, a predicted model, not a curated record
AUGGUCACUCGAAAGCGAGCCGMGUCUGGCCAAAAUCUUGAAGACAUCAAAUAUCCCCAAACUGAUCCCCUGCGAUGGCGACUACGCGAUGAUAAUGGACGACAAACGUGGCACUAUCUGCGGUCCGACGCCGAAGUCAAGGCAUGGCCGAUGACUACCGCUGACAGACACCAUCUUGGUCUAGACACAGGGGCCCCAACAUUGCCCAAAGCGAAGACUGCUUUGCAAKCAGCAGAGAAUGGGCUCAAGUUCUUCUCCAAGUUACAGCUCGGCUCUGGACAGUGGGCCUGUGAAUAUGGCGGCCCGAUGUUUCUGCUUCCUGGGCUCGUCAUCACUUGUUAUGUAACUGAUAUGCCAUUAUCUCAACCGGAACAAACCGAGAUCAUCAGGUACAUCUUUGGCGUCCAGAAUGUUGGCAGCAAGAAUGGAGGUGAUGGCGGGUGGGGUCUCCAUGUCGAAGGCGACUCUUCCGUGUUUGGCACUUCGAUGAACUACACCGCGCUACGUUUGCUGGGAGUGUCGGAGAGUGAUCCCCGCAUGCGCAAGGCACGGAAUUGUCUGUACGAUCUCGGUGGCGCUGUGAAUGGUCCACAUUGGGCGAAAUUCUGGCUCUCAAUACUCGGAGUAAUGCAGUGGGACAUUGUGAAUCCUGUGCCUCCAGAGCUAUGGCUUUUGCCUGACUGGGUUCCGAUCUCGCCAUGGCGUUGGUGGAUUCACAUGCGGCAGGUCUUUCUGCCCAUGAGUUACAUCUGGUCGAAAGGAUGGUCAUAUCCCAAAGCAAACUCUGACCCGCUCAUUCGACAGCUGCGUCAAGAAUUGUUCACAGCACCGCACGAGGAAAUCGCUUGGUCGCGAUACCGCAAUGCGAUCAGCCCAGCUGAUAACUACCAUCCAAAGACAUGGGUUCUCAACUUGGUCAACUGGUUCUUAGUGCUGAUCUUCAUCCCUUAUCUCCGCUUUCCCUUUCUCAUUCGGAAAGCCGAGAGGUGGGCAUGGAAGCUGAUACAGAUCGAAGACGCAAACACAGAGUAUGCGUGCCUCGCCCCUGUAAACGCCCCUAUGAAUAUGUUGGCCUGCUAUAUCGAAGAAGGCCCAGAUGCCAAAUCGGUGCAUGCCCACAGAGAUCGACUGGCAGACUAUCUGUUCAUGUCCAAAGCCGGGAUGAUGAUGAACGGUACGAAUGGCGUGCAGAACUGGGAUACUGCGUUUUUGAUCCAAGCAGCCGUCGAGGGCGGUCUUGCAACGAAGCCCGAGUACCACAAGACACUUCUCAAGUCGCUCGAAUUCCUCGAAAGCCAGCAAAUUCUGGAGCACGCAGUAGGCUAUGAGAAUUCUUCAGUGUAUUCUGAUCCUCCUACGUCAAAGACCGGCCCAGAGGCUGGGUACCGCCAUCCGCGUCGAGGUGCGUGGGGAUUUAGCAACCGCACGCAAGGCUACACGGUCUCGGAUUGCACUGCCGAGGCCAUCAAGGCCAUAAUGAUGCUGCAAACCAUGCCUGUCGCGCGGAAUGGUGACCAGAAGCUAUUCCCCGAGCUGCUAUCUGAACAGAGGAUCAAAUGGGCCAUCGACAUCCUCCUGACCAUGCAGAACAAGAAUGGUUCAUGCAGCUCCUAUGAAGUCCAGAGAGGCAGCGAGAAGAUGGAGUAUCUGAACGCCGCCGAAGUCUUUGGCAGGAUCAUGGUCGAGUACGGCUAUCCCGAAUGCACAACAGCUUGUGUUACUACACUCUAUCUUUUCAAGCAGCGGUAUCCGAACUAUCGUACCAAGGAAAUCGAAAAGUUCAUCAGCCGAGCGGUCGAUUGGAUUCGAGGAGAUCAGAGAGCCGACGGGUCUUGGUAUGGCAGCUGGGCUAUUUGCUUCACUUACGCGGGCAUGUUCGCUCUUGAAAGCCUCGCUACCCAAGGUGAGACUUACGAGAAUAGUGAAAGAGUGAGGAGAGCAUGCCACUUUUUCCUUGACCGAGUCAACGAGGAUGGCGGCUGGGGUGAGUCGUACAGAAGUUGUGAGACGAGUACCUGGRGUCCACACCCGGAAGGAUCGCAGGUCGUACAGACGGCAUGGGUUAUCCUGGCCUUACUCGAGGCAGGCUAUCCGGAUAGAGCGCCAAUGGACAAGGCCAUUCAGCUCCUCAUGCAAAGGCAGCAGCCUAAUGGCGAAUGGUUACAGGAAGGAAUCGAAGGCGUGUUCAACAAAAGCUGCAUGAUCUCCUACCCCAACUACAAGUUCAUCUUCCCAAUCAAGGCUCUGGGUAUGUAUGGCAGAAGGUUUGGCGAGGCAAGUACCAAUACCGACGGAUCGGUGUAA